Messenger RNA from Trichoderma citrinoviride, 1497 nucleotides. RefSeq names its product succinate semialdehyde dehydrogenase. NCBI's taxonomy places the organism in Eukaryota, Fungi, Ascomycota, Sordariomycetes, Hypocreales, Hypocreaceae. The record is from RefSeq and is a predicted model, not a curated record. The transcript has 2 exons. Gene Ontology annotation, molecular function: succinate-semialdehyde dehydrogenase (NAD+) activity. Bases 1 to 1497 code for a protein of 498 amino acids.
AUGGGCAGCGAGUUUUCCUUCGUUUUAUCUGAUCCAAACCUCGGCGAUCUGGAUUGUCUUGUCAAUGGUCAAUCUGUCGCUGCCAAAUCCGGCAAACGCUUCCAUGUUGUCGAUCCAGGCUCUGGGAAAUCCUGGGCAUCCUGUCCGGAUUGUCGCCAAGAAGACGUGGAAGCCGCCGUUCAGUCGUCAUAUCGAGCUUUCCAGACGUACUCCAAAUGGACGCCUAGGCAGAGAGCUCAGACGCUGCUGAAAUGGCACCAGGAGAUUGUUGCUGCACGGGAUGAUCUGGCCAAGAUCCUCGUCUAUGAGACGGGAAAGCCUCUUGCUGAAGCCUAUGGCGAGAUCGACUAUGCAACGACCUUUACCUGGUGGUUUGUUGGCGAGGCGGAGCGCGUUCAGGGAACCUCCAUCGUCUCGGCAAUUCCUGGCCGGCGAGCAGUUACGAUUAAGCAGCCGAUUGGCGUUGCUGCGGCUCUCGUACCUUGGAACUUCCCCAUUGCCUUGACGCUCAGAAAGGCGAGUGCUGCUCUCGCAGCUGGCUGUACCAUGAUCGUCAAACCCUCGCCCGAAACUCCCAUCACGGCCCUGUCGGUAGCACGACUUGCAUUGAAGGCGGGAUUUCCCCCGGGGGCACUCAACGUGCUGACAACAAGCCUUGAAGGCACGCCAGAACUAGCAGAGGCCCUUUGUUUGCAUCCGCUGGUCAAAAAGGUUACAUUUACCGGAAGUACCAGAGUCGGGAAGAUCAUCGCCAGUCUGUGUGCGCGAAACUUGAAGAAAUCGACAAUGGAGCUCGGCGGAAACUGUCCCUUUAUCAUUUUUGAUGACGCCAAUCUUGACCAGGCGCUUGGACAGCUGAUGGCACUCAAGUGGCGACAUGCAGGUCAGGCCUGCGUUUCCUCAAACCGAGUGUAUGUUCAGAGAGCCGUCUACGAUAAGUUUGUCGACCUCGUUGUCAGUGCCACGUCUCAGCUAAAGAUGGGCCACGGUAUGAAUGAGGGAACAACGCUGGGCCCAGUCACAACACCCAGGAGCCUUGACAGGGCUGAAUACAUGGCUAAGGAUGCUCUUGUAAAGGGAGCAAAGCUGGUACUUGGGACUGGCCUCAGAGAUGGUUCAGGCAGCGGAGGCUACUUCAUGGCACCGGCAAUCUUGACAAAUGUCACGGACGACAUGCUCAUGAGUCAGGAUGAGAUAUUUGCACCUUUGCUGGGUCUUUCGGUAUUUGACUCUGAAGAGGAGGUCGUCCAGAGGGCGAACAACACAGCUAUGGGUUUGACUAGCUAUGCCUUUACGAAGAAUGUUGACCGACUUUGGAGGCUGUUUGAAUCGCUUGAGGCAGGCAUGGUUGGCUUGAACACCGGCAACAAUUCUUCAGCAGAGGCGCCAUUCGGAGGCAUCAAAGAGAGCGGCUCAGGCAAGGAAAGUGGCAAGGAUGUGGCGAUUGAGGAGUUCAUGGUGACGAAGAGCGGAACAUUUACCAUUGAAGGCUUGUAG